AUGAGCAUCGUGCCAGACGAGCUGGUGCAGCUGCGGAUCUUACAGCGCCAGUAUCUCCAGCUGGUAGAGCCAUACCAUCUGAGAUGGCUCGACGCGCGGGUCCUGACGAGGCCCGAAGUGCAGGCAUGGAUUUUCCUGCGCAUGUUUGACGCGAGCAGCAUUAAGUCGCCGCCGCCAGAACGUUACCAGCUCAGAGUGUUGAAGCUUCUCAUCGCCAAGCUAGAACGGUCGAUUGUCGAUCCCGAGGAGGAUGAGAUUUCAGAUGACCUCAUGUCUGCAAUGUCAACGUUACUCACCUCCAACGUACCCUCCGAGGCCGACUCCGCUCAACAAAAAGCUUUCGUGACAUACUCGUAUCCACUCCACUCAGCUGACGACAGCGCCUCGGAAGAGCGGGCAGUCACGCUCCUCGAAGCUCGAUCUGUCAUCUCAGGGUCCGGCACCACUGGACUCCGGACUUGGGAAGCGGCAUUACUAUUGGGCUCGUACCUGAGCAGCGAACAUGGCCGAGGGAUGAUCAAAGGGAAGAGGGUGUUUGAACUCGGCGCAGGUACCGGCAUUAUCUCCAUCCUGUGUGCAAAGCACCUCGGAGCAGCUGGCGUUGUUGCCACUGAUGGCGAUGAAGCUGUCGUUGAUACCAUUAAAACCAACUUGUUUCUCAACGGCCUCGAUGUAGACAACUCCCACGGAUGUCAAGUUCGAACAGCUGCGCUCAAAUGGGGUUGGCCCGUCAAUGCAACGGCAUUCUCUGAGGACUAUGGAAUGGAAGUGCCGAAUGUCCUCCUCGGUGCAGACGUCACCUAUGACAAGACCGUCAUUCCACGCCUAGUGUCUACGAUGAAUGAAUUUGUCGACUUGAAUCCAGCUCUCGAGGUUCUCAUAUCGGCAACGAUUCGCAAUGAGGCUACGUUCGAGACUUUUCUGAACGCGUGUAGGCGGAAUGGUUUCAAGUUUGAGCAGCUCGGCUUUCCGCCAAUACCAGAGCCUGAACAGGCAGGACCCUUCUACCCAACGUCCACCCCGAUCCAAAUCUGGCGCGUCACCAAACCGCAGACAGCUCAUAAGGACCCAUUUUUUGUCUGA
Molecule: messenger RNA, 1083 nt
Organism: Didymella exigua CBS 183.55
Lineage: Eukaryota; Fungi; Ascomycota; Dothideomycetes; Pleosporales; Didymellaceae
Exons: 4
Coding region: 1-1083 (360 amino acids)
Source: RefSeq, a predicted model, not a curated record